AUGUCUGAUCUGAUUCAAUUGCAAAGAGAAUAUCUAAUUAAGAUAUUAAAUGAUAUUCAAUCUGAAAAUAAUUUGAAGUUUCUGAUAAUUGAUAAUGAGAUUGAACACCUUUUCAAUUACAUCUUUAAAUCACCAUCAGAAUUGCUGAAUUAUGUAACAGCAAUUGAUAAAAUUGACUCCCAAAAGAGAAAGGGACAACCUGGUGUAGAUGCUAUAUAUAUUCUAGCUCCAACAAGGUUUAAUAUUAAUUGUAUUGAGGCAGAUUUUCAGAGCAUACCUCAAAAAUAUAAAAAGGCUCAUAUUAGAUUUUUGCCAGGUUUUAAAGGUCAAUUAGUUGAUUUCUUUCAAUACAAAAGACACAUUAAUAAGAAUCUAGCCUCUUUAGCAGAAGCUAAAUUUGGUUUUAUACCGAAGGAGUCGCAGUUUUUUCAAACAUUAGGAAUAGAUAGGCCUCUGCAGAUUUUUUUCAAUAACGAAUGUCAAGAUCUGAUCCAGCAAAACAUUGAUAGAACAAUAUCUUCUCUAUUAAACUUAUGUAUCAUCACAGGUGAAUACCCAAUCGUGAGAUACUCUGAACCCUUACCAAGCCAAGUGGAAAUUUGCCAGCCAACGAGGCUAGUUAAAAAAUUAGCUAUUGAAUUUCAAGAAGCCCUAGAUAACUAUGCUCGUAACAACCAAGAUUUUCCACCAGUUGAUAAUCCAAGACCGCGUGCUGUAUUUAUUAUAACUGAUAGAACUUUAGAUUUAUUCAGUCCCUUUUUACAUGAUUUCUCCUAUCAAGCACUGUCUUACGAUGUGGUCGAUGAUAUUAAUUUAAUAACUGAUGUAUAUUCUUAUGAAGCAGAAAAUGAAGCUGGUGAGAAAGAACGAAAGUCAUCAAAAUUAUUGGAUUUAGUUGAUCCAGAUUGGGUAGAGUUAAAACAUCAACAUAUAGCUGAUGCAAACGAGUAUCUUGAAGGUAAAAUCAAAGAGAUUAUUGCACAGAACCCUUUACUUGUUGAUAGAAGUAACGUAAAGAAUACCACUGAUUUACUAAGUGUUGUUGCACAUCUGAAAGAUUUUGAUGAAGAUAGAAGAAGGUUAGUUUUGCACAGAACAUUAAUCGAAGCUUGUUUGACUUCUAAUCAUGAACGUAAAUUGGCUUUAUUGGCCGAAAUGGAGCAAAUAGCCUGUGGUUAUGGUUUGGAUUUAGAAGGCGAGAAGGUUAAAAAUUUAAUUGUACAGGCUCUACCUAUUUUACAAGAAAAAGGCCCUCAACUAACCGACAAAGUACGUCUUAUCAUCAUUUAUGCAUUAUAUAGAGGUGGCCUUAUAAAAGAAGAUUUUGUUAAAUUGUUAUCCUUUAUUGGUGUAACGACUGAUCAUGAGCAUUUUCCCAGUUUUAUGAUUCUGAUAGAAAAUUUUAAUAAAAUUGGUUUUAAGUUAUUAAAAGAUAGUCCUCGUUCGAAACCUUUUGAAAAAGAAUGGCUUCAUGAUACAAUUAUUAAAGAUACAUCUGUUUAUCAAACAUCCAGGUUUAUACCAGCGUUAGGUAGUAUUUUGUCAAAGGUAAUAACCAAUCCUCUGUUAUUGAGUGAAGAAGCGUUUCCAUAUGUAAAGGAUAAGCCUAUUGAGUUGUUAGAUGAAGAAGAGAUGGCAGCAGUUGGUGCUUCAGCGUCAGCUAACUCUUCAGCAUCGUUAAGAAACCCCAGACAUAAGGCUUCAUGGACAAAGAAUAAUAACUUGAAGUCAGCAAGCAGAAAUCCAAGACAAAGAUUUUUCUAUUAUAUAUUAGGUGGUAUUACUCAUGCUGAGAUUAAGUCUGCAUAUGAUCAAUCAGCCCUUAAAAAUAAAGAUGUAUUUAUUGGCAGUGAUGGUAUCACAACCCCACUUGGUUUCAUGCAAAGUGUAGAAUCUUUAUCAAGAGGUAGAGGUGAGUUAAAUCUCAAAGAUGAUAAAAAACUUAACGAAACCCCACCACAGUUCAUGACAGUGAAUGUGGAAGAGCCUAUCUCGCAUGUUCAUAGGCGCUAUGAAUUGCAAACUCCUAUUGUUAAUAAUUCUAGGUUAGGUCAACCUGCUAAUGAAGGACAAAAGUACGUGAUUACUUCAAAUGAUCAAUCUACUGAAAAAGAAGACAAGAAGAAGAAGCAAGGAAAAUUUUCAAAAUUAUUUAAAAAGAAAUAA
Messenger RNA from Tetrapisispora phaffii CBS 4417, 2166 nucleotides. RefSeq names its product Sec1p (gene SEC1). The coding region runs from base 1 to 2166 and encodes 721 amino acids. The record is from RefSeq and is a predicted model, not a curated record. The transcript has a single exon. Gene Ontology annotation, biological process: intracellular protein transport; vesicle-mediated transport. Gene Ontology annotation, cellular component: plasma membrane; secretory granule. Gene Ontology annotation, molecular function: syntaxin binding. Lineage: Eukaryota; Fungi; Ascomycota; Saccharomycetes; Saccharomycetales; Saccharomycetaceae.